Molecule: messenger RNA, 1993 nt
Organism: Stomoxys calcitrans (stable fly)
Lineage: Eukaryota; Metazoa; Arthropoda; Insecta; Diptera; Muscidae
Exons: 5
Coding region: 140-1993 (617 amino acids)
Molecular function (GO): monocarboxylic acid transmembrane transporter activity
Source: RefSeq, a predicted model, not a curated record
UGUCGGAUUCAAGCAACAAGCAUACACUCUACAGGAACUGACGGAUCGGAAUCCCAGCACAGUGCCAGUCCAGUAAACAAACGAAACAGUUUCGCUUCUCAGUUUUCGUCGGCGUACUAAUUGCGUAGUUUUCUCCCAGAUGGAUGGCGGUUAUUCGCAAAAUGUCGCAUUUCGGGAUACCCGCGAAUCGGUUGCCAAUCUAUCGCGUAGUCCAUUAGAGACUUCGCUGCUCGGGUCAAACCCCACUACCGGUGUGAGGCGUCCAGUGCCGGCUGUGGCUACGGCCGGUAUUCAACGGCGUCGAGUGAUAAAGAAACACAUUCAACAGAAGUAUAUGUUGUGCGGUUUCGUAAUCCAUGCAUUUCUUGCUACUCCCGCCUACCUGUAUGGUAACGUAGUCGAGUCUGACAAGGAUAUGGUUCUUCGCAUAUGGCCAGCAAUUGUUUAUAUGGCUACCGGGCAGCUAUGUCGCAGCAUACUUGAACAUCUAGAUACUGAAUAUCAUGGACGUACGAGGGAAACUGCUAAAUAUCGCCGAGUAUUCCUUUUGGCUACCUUGAUCACUUUUUGCUCCCUUAUGAUAAGCGGCAUAUUUUUCUCCUCGGCCUGGGUUCUGGUUACGACGACGACACAAAUUAUAGCCAUUGUUUUUUACGGAUUUUUUGGAGGUAUUGGCGCUAGUUUAUUCAUUUGGAAGACGCAUGUCAUCCUGGAGGCUGUACGUCCCCGCGAAGAUAAGUUCGUGUGUAAAACAAUUCACUUGUGCGGUGAAGCUUUCUGCCAAUUGUUUCUCUCGUUCGCCUUUACCAAUCUACGCACGCUUUACGGGACUUCCCAGUCCAUAGUCUUGAUGUCGGCCCUUUUGGUGAAUCUCAUACCUAUAAGUCUAAUCAUUACCCGUCAUCGGGAGGGAGCCAUAACGCAGCGCAUAUCAGUUAUAAAGACAGACGCCUCGUUGACGCCAUUACACCAUCAGUUGGGGCGAUAUGCCAACACGUUUGCAGAUCAAUUGGACGGCAUUGAAUUGCGCACAUGGAAAAAUCCCCUUAUAGAACAUCACAACAGCGUGACCGCCAUGGCUAUGGGUGACAAUCGGAAUUACAUGUUACCCCCAGAACAAGUAGAUGUUACGUUCAUCAACCCCAAUGGCGUUGAAAUAAUGGAAAUCAUACCUGAAGAAGACGAAACUGUAUCGGUUUUGCGCUCCAGUUCUGCCACCAUUGAUAACUAUGGCAGGGCAAGUAGUGUGGGCACUUCACAACAAAUGCAAAAGUCCAUAUCCAAUGGCCUGCAAAUGAGCAGAGAAGGUUUUGUGGAUUCUGGCUAUAGCAAUUUGGAUAAACUACACCAAUUUUCCAGAGAUGUAACAUCUCAUUUAUGGUUGAAUCUAUUGGACAAAAUUGCAGUACCCCUAAAGAGGGCUGUGUUAGUGCCUCAGUUGUAUCCAACAACGUUCUUAUUGUCGGCAGACAUUUUUUCCUAUGUCAUGUGUCUGACCGUGCUUCCUGGUUUGGCCGUUAGCCAUCAUGCCAUUAAAAAUGCCGAAAUACCAUUUCUGUUCUCAUUGCUUGCAUUUCCCUGGAUGUGUUUUUCACUGAUGACUCCGAGAUUUGGCAAUAGCUUGUACAAGCAAAAGUUCCAAUGGCACACUUUGGGAUGCAUAUCGAAGGGAUUGGCACUGAUAUUUAUAAGUUUUUCAACCUCGAAACUUUUGCUGAGUGUCUCUGCAGCUCUUCUGGGAUUCGGACAGUCGGUGACGUUGUUUCUGCAGGACUGGGUGUUGCAAAUGGGUAUGACACAGGCCCAGUGGAACGCCAUACGAUAUCCGGUUCAUUUUACAAAUGGUCUCCUCAUCUUGGUUUGGGGUCUUAUGGCCCAUUGGGUAGUGGAGCACUAUACAUUUCAAGCAAGUGUGGGUUUAGCAGCUGCAUUGUAUGCAAUUAGUAUUGCUCUAUGGAAUUUAGUGUAUUUGUGUAUUAGUUGUAAGAAUUGA